CCGAUUUCCGCGUACCUGGGCGCAGACGCCAACAGACGCACACGAACUCUGCAGUUGAUCCCGUAUUGAUCGACAUGCUAUGGAACCUUGCGGGAAGCAGGUCGGUCAGCCUGGUACUCGCGUCGGUGCCAUAUACCAGCGAGGUAUGCCACGACAUUGUGUGGUGGUAGGGUGCAGGAUGUGACUGCCCCGAAUGCAUCGAUGCAGAAUACUGCGGACAGCAUCAACGGGUCGUGUUGUUUUUGCUUUCCGAGGUCUGUGGUGACUCUGGUGACCGAUGGGUGAUUGUGUCUAUACUGCUGUUAAUUCAAAGAGUGGACUGUGUAGAUCGCGCGUCGUCGUUGCGGUGGUCGAUAUGUUGGUUCCUAAACGUGAUCGGUGCGAGUGACGAGUACAUCGCAUCGCAUUCACGAGGUGCAUGUCUACCUCCGUCUAUUGAAUGGUAGCAGGAGAUAAUACGGUCAGGGGACCCAUUGAUGCAUGCAAUCUACAGCUGCAUUAUUUCGCCCGCGGACCAUGCCAUCGCCAUCCGAAGCACGAGUAGCAAUGCCUACUACACCAGAAAAGCCAACCAAGCAAUCGCGCUGGACCAGAUUCACAGAUGCAUCGACGAUACUAGCAAAAUGUGUCGCAGUUGCGGAACCAGAGGUAGUGCAGGUAACCCAGAUCGACCCCUCAGGCGAGACACUGCACCUCGACAAGUGGCACAUGAUGCCUACGUACCGCCUGAAGCUCACAUUAUGGCAUCGCGAUCGACUGUGCGGCGAGCCCGGGAAGCUCAAGAGGAAGGAGGUGCAAUUUAAGAGAGACCACGCAGACCCAGAGACCGCUAACGCAGCCGCGCUUCGACUUGCGAUAUCCUUCCGCGGCGAGGACGAGUGGGUGAUGUUAGUGUCUCGGCAAGAAGGCGAGGACGAUCGUCUUAAUCAUUAUGCAGUCGGUGUUUGGGACUGGGAGAAGCUGCUCGGCACGAGAUACCCGUGCAUGUGGAAGCUCAAGCUGAACUGGGAGAAGAACCGACUGCAUAGCCACAAGGAAGGGGACUUGACUGCGUACGUUGAGGUCGUUCGGGCAUGGCAGACUCCCAUGGUACCCGCGAGACAAAGUCUGAAGGUCGAGGGCUUGCAGCAUGCCGAUAAGCAUGGGUAUCCGCCGCCAGGGCAUCCGGUCCUGGCUCCGUAUCGGUUCGGCAGGUAUGUGAUGCAGGUGCGUAACGAUAGGGCGUGGCAGCGUCUUAUCACCACAACGCCCUUGCAUCCAAUCCGGGGAAACACUGCUGAAGUAGAGAUGCUCCGAGAGCCAAGGCAGAUUGGUGAGCCUAAUACACACGACCACCUCGCUGCGGAUGCAUGGCAGUCGCAGAAUAUUGACAAUACCAUUGCUGGACUGGAGAGUAAUAUCAGACAGCUUCGACGACUGAAACGACGACCACGAAACCUGCAGGCACGCUUUGUUCCUGAGGACACUGAGGAGGAGCGUCAGAGUCUAAUUGAAAGACCAGCAGACUUCGACUGGCAUCUGACUAAGAAGUGGGUCAUCGCGAAAGACAUCGCAACGCUCGAAAAGAGGGUACAACGUUUGAACAGCCUAAAGCCAACUGGCCGUACAGCAGCCAUCAUGAGAUCCGGUUGCAUAACACUGUAUACCUGCACGACGAGCCCGUUGUUAUCCUUGUUCUGCGCUCUGGCUGCAGUCGCGCAAAGUCUGAGUCGAUGCGUGUUCCGACUCGAAUACCGCAAGCCGAACAAAACGCCAGUAUCGCCGCAGGGAAGCCAGGAAAAGUCCUUGCCCAAGGAGAGCUGUCCAGAUGCGAACACUUGCAUGUGUACCGCUCAUCGUUGGAGGCGAAGCAACUUUCCUGACCACGACCCGCUGCCGAUCGUGGACAAGUGCGACGAUUAUACGGAUCCAAACAUGUAUGCUAAGACGCCUGUGUGGGCUCGCGACCGUCUGUACAAAGCGCGGCAUGUUCAGCACUUCGUGCCCGAGAAGAAGAAAAACCCAGAGCCAACGACGUUCUGUGAGUAUGUUCGCCGCGAGCUCGAAAUCAACCGGCCCAUCCCGCGUGAAGCCUAUGUCAGGUUCCGUGUCAUGACUAAGCAAGACUGUGUAAACCGGUGGGGCAGGAACUGGGAGUCAGGCUCUCAGGAAGUCGAGAAGGAAUUUGACAAGAAGCGAAACGUGAUGAAGCGAGUGAGCAAGACAGAGCCAGCUACGCUUCCGAGCAGUCGAGACGCGUAUCCGUGGAGUGAGCUGGACGGCUACCCAGGUUGCUUGCGUGAACACGAGAUGCCGCCUCUGCAUGACUGGAGGAGAAGGCAAUUUGAAGUGACAACAGCGGUCGUGAUGACCAUGGCAAUGUGCAGCGUCGUUAGUGAUGCCGAGAGAACCACGCUGAGGGCUGCUGGUUUGAUUGUUCUGAUGUUGUUGUGCUGAAUGGGAUGUAAGCUGUGUGAUUGGAUGUAAGCUGUGUGAUUGGAUGUAAGUCAUGUGUGAUUGGAUGUAAGCCAUGCGUGAUUGCAUGUAAGCCACGUGUGAUUGCAUGUAAGCCAUGUGUGAUUAGGCUAGUCAAUGAAUCGCUCUUAUCAGAAUAACACUCUGCGUCGUUGAGAG
Molecule: messenger RNA, 2613 nt
Organism: Didymella exigua CBS 183.55
Lineage: Eukaryota; Fungi; Ascomycota; Dothideomycetes; Pleosporales; Didymellaceae
Exons: 1
Coding region: 481-2436 (651 amino acids)
Source: RefSeq, a predicted model, not a curated record